Molecule: messenger RNA, 1816 nt
Organism: Rhizophagus irregularis DAOM 181602=DAOM 197198
Lineage: Eukaryota; Fungi; Glomeromycota; Glomeromycetes; Glomerales; Glomeraceae
Source: RefSeq, a predicted model, not a curated record
AUGUCUGGAAACGCUAAACGAGGUGGUAGAGGUGGUAGACAAACACGUAGCUCAAGCCGUAAUUCCCAAGCAGGUGGAAGUAGGCCAACUAGUCCUGAAAACCAGUUCACCUUCAGUGCACCGAAGGAAAAUGCUUCUCAUCACGAGAGUAUUUGGAAAACGUAUCAAAAGAAGCCGCAACCAACUUCUGAUAAAAAAAUAACAGAGGCCAUGGAAACUGAACGUGCUAUGGAUAUGGAAAAAAAUAUUGUUCAAGAUACUUAUGGCCCAAACUCCAAAACUCCUUCUGGUAUAGACAAAGGGAAAGCUACUGAAAAGUCCAAGGUGGUCGCGAAAGAUUUGUCACGUGACCCUCCCUUACCUCCGCAGAAUAUUGUAAACAACGUAAAUGGAACCAAUAAAAUUCCGACCCUUAACAAAGAAAUUCCUUCAACUCCUCAUAAGGAUCAACAACAAUCUGUUGUUUUGCCUAAUCAGGAUAAGAUUAAUCUGCAAGCCGAUCAAGGGUCCCAGCCCAUGGAUGUCGAUCCUAGUAAUUCAAACAAAGACCCGUCGAUCAUUACUAUUGAAAAGGUUAAGGAGCACAUUGCAAUCGUCCCUUAUGGUGAACUUCUUGGGGGAAAAACUACAAAACUUACUAAAAUUAAAAAGGCUUUGAAGACGUAUAAUAUCCAAUACAACACACAAUUACCUAUCGUUCAACUUAGUAAACAAGGGGCAAAGGUAUCGUUUUUGGAUAAAGAAAAAUUUGACCAAUUUCUUAAAAUGGAAAUUAUUAUUCAGGAGCAAAAAGAAGGUGAUUCAGGUGAAGUGUUUAAUGUGAAACUUCAACCUACCCCAUUGAAGCCUGAGAAGGUGCCUGCUACAAAUGAUAAGAAUAGUGAUACGUCACAAAAUUCCAAUAGUCGUACAAUUCAAGUAAUCGACAUUACUGCGUAUAGGCAGGUACGCAAAAUUCGUGAGUCCUUUGAAGAUCUUGGCGAAAUUGAAAAAAUUUAUACACGAGGUGCUGGUCUUUACCAAGUUGCUUUCAUUACGUAUAAAGAUGCGAAUUCUAUUGAUUAUUUCAAUGAACAAUGGAGCUAUCAUAUUAAUAAAGACAUAGUUAGAGUUUUACCCCUGUUAUUGAGCAAGGAGGAACGUGAGAAAAGGAAGCAAUUCUCGUUAAGAUUAUCAGGAUUACAUUAUCAAACUAGUGGUUAUGAUCUUAAGGAAGUCAUGACACAAUGUAAAGGGAAAACUUGUUUCAUCCCAGCUGUUAUGAUUCGAGGUAAAUAUCAAAGAUGUCGCUACGCUUACAUUCAUUUUUCUUCACAAGAUGAUUUGGUGGCAGCCAGACAAAUGAAAAUUGAAUUCAAAAAGGGUAACGCAGGUACUCGACAAUUAUACUGGAGUAAAGAGGAAGAUCGCAUUUGUAAUAUUUGCGGUAAUCCCACUCAUAUGGCCAAAGACUGUACUAACAAAGAUAUUAACAAAUCUCAAUCUAAACGUUUUGUUAGUGGCGCUGAUAAUUGGAAAAAUUUGAAAAAGUCGUAUGCAGAUGCGGCUAAAUCUAAACAAAAGCCCAGAAAUAGUUCUAAAUCUAAUAAUAAUAUUCCAUCUGGAUCACGUGAUCAAGGAAAAGCUCGCAGCAAUCAUGAAAAUGAUGAUGACGAUAGUGAAGAUUUCAAUAAUCAUCCGAUGUUUUUAAAAUUCAAGGAACAAAUUAUUGCCACUAUAAGAAAGGUGGAAGACAAAAUGCUUAAAAUGGAAUCACUCAUUGGUGACACUGGCAAGCAAAUUAGUGAAGUUGUUACUGCACAACAAGCGCUUAAAU